Messenger RNA from Fraxinus pennsylvanica, 1812 nucleotides. Lineage: Eukaryota; Viridiplantae; Streptophyta; Magnoliopsida; Lamiales; Oleaceae. The record is from the annotation of a GenBank genome assembly.
AUGCUGGAAACUCUCUCUCUCUCCAAUGCAUCGGUUUCCUUACUUUCAGGCGGCCGGAGAAUCACAUCGCCCGAGUUUCAAGGCCUCCAGCUAUCUUCAAAUUCAUUCCAAUCACCAAGUCUAAGCUCAAAAUCCUCUUGCCUCCGAGCUCGAAUCGUCUGCGACGCGGCUCAACAAAUAUCCCUUGAUGAAGGGCAAAACAGAGGAGUGAGCAGGAGUUUUGGGAGACUGAAAGCAAAGAGAGUAAGAGAUCUUGUCAGAGAAAGUCAUAAAAAAAAGAAACAAGACAGUAACCUGGAAAAUGAUGAACAGAAAGCAAAAAUUACUCCACCAGACCUUCCCAUUGUGUCGCGCGACGAGCCCAAUUUGUUGGAUGAGCUGGUGGUCGUCCGUCAUCAGAAAGAUGCUUCGAAAAAUAUCCACUCUCGUAUUCCAUCUGCCAGACAAUAUGUUUCUUCAAUAGCUUCUGCUGCGUCCUCAAAAGGAUGGGGUCAUGUAGAGCCAAGUGAUGGCUAUGGGUAUAAGGUAGAUGAUAUCUCAAAAAAGUUGAAGAAAUUGAAUAUGAAGAGUGACUUUUUUAGCAGAAAGUCAUUUGAGGAACUGGGGUGUAGUGACUACAUUAUUGAAUCAUUGAGGAAUCAAAAUUAUAUACGUCCUUCACAUAUUCAGGCUAUGUCAUUUACACCGGUUAUUCGGGGAAAGAGUUGCAUUAUAGCUGAUCAAAGUGGAUCUGGGAAAACUUUGUCAUAUCUGUUACCACUAGUUCAGCGUCUUAGACAAGAUGAACUUGAAGGACUUGGACAACCAGUAUCGCAAAGUCCUCGAGUUGUUAUAUUGGUCCCGACUGCUGAGUUGGCUUCCCAGGUUUUAAGUAAUUGUCGAUCGUUGUCAAAAGUUGGCGUCCCUUUCCGGUCAAUGGUUGCCACAGGUGGUUUUCGGCAGAGAACACAGUUGGAGAAUCUUAAACAGGAAUUAGAUGUUCUGAUAGCUACUCCGGGUCGAUUCAUGUUUCUAGUUAAAGAAGGAUUCUUGCAGUUGACGAAUCUUAAAUGUGCCGUACUGGACGAGGUUGAUAUACUGUUUAAUGAUGAGGAUUUUGAGCUUGCAUUACAAAGUUUGGUAAACUCUGCACCUGUUACGAUGCAAUAUCUAUUUGUGACCGCAACAUUACCAGUAGAGAUAUAUAACAAGCUAGUUGAAACUUUCCCUGAUUGUGAGGUUAUAAUGGGUCCUGGAAUGCAUCGUACAAGCACUGGACUAGAGGAGAUCCUCAUAGAUUGCAGUGGAGAUGACAAUUCAGAAAAAACUCCUGAUACUGCAUUUCUCAACAAGAAAAAUGCUCUUUUGCGUCUUGUAGAGGAAAGUCCAGUGACAAAAACAAUUGUUUUCUGUAACAAGAUAGAAACAUGCAGGAAAGUCGAAAAUGCAUUAAAACGAUUUGAUAGAAAAGGAAUUUGUACACGAGUUCUACCAUUCCAUUCUGCUUUAGAACAAGAAUCAAGGCUUACAAACAUAAAGGAAUUCCAUAGCUUUCCAGCCAAGAACAUUUCUAUGUUUUUAGUGUGUACUGAUAGAGCAUCUAGAGGAAUAGACUUCGCUGGUGUGGAUCAUGUAGUGCUCUUUGAUUUUCCUCGGGACCCAAGUGAAUAUGUACGUCGAGUUGGAAGAACUGCCAGAGGUGCUGAAGGUAAGGGCAAGGCAUUUAUAUUUGUUGUUGGUAAGCAAGUUUCUCUUGCAAGGAGGAUUAUUGAAAGAAACAGAAAAGGCCACCCUUUGCAUGAUGUCCCGUCUACCUACGAAAUGAUGAGUUAG